Drosophila hydei is the source of this 336-nucleotide messenger RNA. Its product is annotated as kunitz-type serine protease inhibitor textilinin-6-like. NCBI's taxonomy places the organism in Eukaryota, Metazoa, Arthropoda, Insecta, Diptera, Drosophilidae. The record is from RefSeq and is a predicted model, not a curated record. The coding region runs from base 45 to 284 and encodes 79 amino acids. Gene Ontology annotation, molecular function: serine-type endopeptidase inhibitor activity. The transcript is spliced from 2 exons.
GAUCUACAUCCCCAUCCAUUCAGUUGCUUCAUUCAGCCCUUAAAAUGAAAUUUGCUGCAAUCCUCUGCCUCUUCUUCGGAUUACUUGAGCUAAGCGUAGGCAGAUCGCAGAAUCCUGGUUGCCUUGAGAAGCCUGCCGUUGUAGGGGAGGGCAACGACUUCUUAUAUAGAUGGACUUUCUUUGCUAAACCGCGCGACUGCAAGCAGUUUGUCUAUUUGGGACGUAAAGGAAAUGGUAAUAGUUUCCUUACUCAAGAUAUAUGCGAGGACGAGUGCAUGUGGUAGAUCUCAAUAAUGAAAGACUACUAUUCGAAAUAAAUUGAAUUUGUUAUACGAA